Molecule: messenger RNA, 1019 nt
Organism: Macrobrachium nipponense
Lineage: Eukaryota; Metazoa; Arthropoda; Malacostraca; Decapoda; Palaemonidae
Exons: 4
Coding region: 420-734 (104 amino acids)
Source: RefSeq, a predicted model, not a curated record
UAUUCAGGUUUUCAGUAGGACGGCCAAAAGGAGAGAAGUCGGAUGAUAGUGUUUGUUCUGGUCCUUAAAAUGUUGUGACUGCUAGUAUUUGAGAUAUUGGCUGUUGGCUGCUAUGAGUUAGACUUUUGUGGUCACCCUGGUCACCAAUAAGUUUUUACGAGAAACUUCGAUGAGUCAUAGUUAUUGUUUUCUAAAGACUCCGUGCUAAGGACAUUUGAUCCGUCGAUGGGGUGUGUUAAUACAGUAACGUGCAGCAAAUCAUUUGAAUUCGACCUGCUCUACUCCCUGGUUCAUGCAUGAGGAAACUGGAAUAAGAGAAUCGACUACCAAGAUCCUGUAAGGAUCUCAAUUAUAAGUGAUAAUAUUCUCCUCUUGCAGGAGCAACCUCCCAAGAACUCUUGUCUGUGGCUUACCAAUUCAUGGAUUGGGGAGGACCAUGUGCUGAGUGUUUAUCCUGCUUCUGCCAAGAAACUGAAAACUCUUCAAUAGUACCUCCAGAUAAUUUCUGCCGCCGCUCGGAGGAUACAAGGGAUGCCUCGGAGAAUUCUCGACCUAAAAUAAAUGCCCAAUGCCAGUCCCGUCAGGUCAUCUCUAACAUUCACGUCACGUUAUAUCAACAUGUCAGUAUCGUGGCUAUGGCAUAUUUUCAACAAAAGUGUCCUGAAGACUAUGAAGCAGAAGCAGUAUUUGGGCAACGUUUGCUAUCCUCGACCAAGAGCCAUCCUAUCCCUUGAAGAAUAUACGGUUUGAAGUUCACGUUGCUGGACAAAUGACAGCAUACAAUAAGAUCAUCAUAUUUAGGUGAGAUUCUCAUAGCUGUCUUGAUUCCUGUUGUUGACAUUUAAGUCAUUUCAUAGUAGAAGAAAAGUUGGUGCAAAGCAGUAGCUUUAGUCUGUGCAUCAAAUCAGCUAAUGACUGGGAAAAUAAUCACAUGUCAAUUUUUAACAGUAAACAAAAAAACAGGCAGUUGAAAUGGGAAAAGAAUUUAAUAUGUGUAAAUCUGAAAAUGCGAAACAUGA